AUGUUUAUGAUUGCCACAGAUUCAUGGACUUGGCUCAUGUGCUUUCUUAUCAAAAAAGUACUCUUGCAGACCACAGAUGAACUCAACGCUUACCGACUACUUUCACUGCUCUACAAUCCAUCAAUCACAUAUCUACUGGACUACCUGCGUAGGGCAAUGACUUCCUAUAGAGAGGUAGCACAAAUCGUUGAGUCUAUUAUUUUGCAGGUGAUCAGUUUACGACAUCCUUCAUUCGAUGUAUUACGCAUCAUCACGCUUGAUUUAUUCACGGAGCCUUUCUUACUGGAUAAUAUGUCAAAUCAGGCAAUGUCUGAUAUGGUUACUCAACUGCCACUUGGUCCAUGGUUAGUUGUGGUAGGUGAUCUAGUCAAGGAAGGAGCUAUCAAGGACGACGCGUCUAUGGCCGGACUACUGAUGAAUGUGACAGAAAUGGGAUACAUACAACAUGGGAAAUAUCUAGAUGACCAUGUUUUGGCAAAGUAUGCAAAAGCAAUUCAGUUAUUGCUCAGUCAUUUACCAGUCUCUUUCUUGACAUCAAAUUAUAUUCAUGUCCAAGAUGAUGCUGGCAGAGAUAGUAGUGAUGAGGAUGUAGAAAUGAUAGAAUUACCAACAAAAAUAUCACCAUUGAUAAAGAAUCGUCUUGAAUCACUUUAUAAUACCGAAAAGAUAAACAGUCUGCUGUCGAGGUGCAUGCAAUUGACUGCUACGGACAGCAACGCCAUACGAUUUGUAUCUAGCUUUAUCAAUACACUCUUACUGCGUUGGCCAAUGAAAAAGAAUGACAUUUUAAAUACAUUGUUGUACAAGUCUGUUGCUAUGCAACAAUUGCUACAGACCUUGUGGCAGUCAUGGUCUGCGUCAAAGGAAGCACAAUUAUUUGGACAAGAGCAGAUUAUAUAUCGGUUGAACGAGGCAAUUUCACUUCUGACAGAUGCUGACAGUAGUGAGAGUUGGUCCACUUUAUAUUUAUUAUGUGAGAUAUAUACAAGGUUGUUAUUAACUAUUGCUGAUACCGAACUCUUAAGUGAUGACCUAAAUCAACACCCGUUCCAACUGAAACAAAUCAUACAGCUAAGCACACACUUAAAGACGAUUUCCUUUGUCAUGUUUUGGCGUGCGGAUAAUAUGGACCUGUCAAGAGAGAUUAGCCAUUCAGGUAUCCAACUUCAUCAGUUACGAUCAACCAUCACGCAGCUAUUACAACAAAUCCAUAUGAGAGACUCACGUCGAUCGUUUUGCCCUACUGACCACUGGUUGAUCAAGGACCUGAACACAGAUAAUUUCUCAAGUGCUGCUGUGGCAGAAGAAUUCAAUCUAGAAACGGAUCAGCAAGAGAAGAAGCUGUCGAAAGGAAGAUUGGCCAUUAUCAGCCCUCGUUUAGGCAUCCUGAACAAUAUUCCCUUUGUGGUACCCUUUGAACAGCGUGUAGAGAUAUUUCAACAGUUUAUACAAAACGACAAGAAAAGAAACAACAUUGACGAGCGAUUCCGUGCUCGUGUGGGCGCAACUAUCCGAAGAGAUCAUAUAUUUGAAGAUGGGUUCAACGCGUUCCAUAAAUUGGAUGUUGGGCUGAAGGAUAAAGUAGCGAUUUCAUUCGUAGAUGAAUUUGGACUGGAAGAAGCGGGUAUUGAUGGAGGCGGCGUGUUUAAAGAAUUCUUGACAGGACUGAGUCAUGAAGCAUUUGAUGUCAAUUAUGGUCUGUUUGUUGCUACACCUGAACAACUCUUAUACCCAAAUCCUAAUUCUUUUGCUACUGAAUCGCAACAAUUGGAAUACUUUCGAUUCCUAGGGUUGAUUAUUGGUAAAGCUGUAUAUGAGGGGAUACUGCUGGAUGUACCAUUUGCAAGUUUCUUUUUGAAGAAAUGCUUGGGAAAAGUAAACUAUUUGGACGAUUUAUCAUCACUAGACCCAGAACUUUACAAGGGCUUACUAUCGCUUAAAAAGUACGAUGGCAACGUGGAAGACCUUUCACUUGACUUUACUGUGACGCAUGACGAAAUGGGUAGCAGUAAAACUAUUGAACUUGUGCCAAACGGCAGCCAAGUCCCUGUGACCAACCAAAACAGGAUUCAAUAUAUUUAUCUCGUGGCCAACUAUCGACUGAAUGUACAGAUAGCCAAGCAAUGCCGAGCAUUCUUCAAGGGGCUUUCAACCAUUGUAGAUAUCAAAUGGUUACGUAUGUUUAACGAGCAGGAGCUUCAAGUGCUCUUGGGUGGUGCCUCGAUCCCAAUUGACUUGGCUGAUUUACGUGCCAACACAGUGCUUGCAGGUUACGACGAACGUGAUGCUACAAUUCAAAACUUUUGGAAAGCGCUCGAAUCAUUUGACAAUACACUGCGUAUGAAAUUUGUCAAGUUUGUCACAUCGUGUUCUCGUCCUCCUCUGUUGGGUUUUAAAGAGCUGGUGCCCAAGUUUUGUAUUCGAAAUGCAGGUGUUGAUGAUGACCGGUUGCCGACGAGUUCAACCUGUGUAAACCUGUUGAAAUUACCCAAUUUUUCUUCUUAUCGAGUAUUGAGAGAAAAACUGCUCUAUGCUAUCACUGCUGAUGCAGGAUUUGAUCUUUCUUAA
This is a messenger RNA of Rhizopus microsporus ATCC 52813, 2568 nucleotides long. Its product is annotated as HECT-domain-containing protein. The transcript has 9 exons. The coding region runs from base 1 to 2568 and encodes 855 amino acids. Gene Ontology annotation, molecular function: ubiquitin protein ligase activity. The record is from RefSeq and is a predicted model, not a curated record. Gene Ontology annotation, biological process: protein polyubiquitination; ubiquitin-dependent protein catabolic process. NCBI's taxonomy places the organism in Eukaryota, Fungi, Mucoromycota, Mucoromycetes, Mucorales, Rhizopodaceae.